Molecule: messenger RNA, 864 nt
Organism: Sphenostylis stenocarpa
Lineage: Eukaryota; Viridiplantae; Streptophyta; Magnoliopsida; Fabales; Fabaceae
Source: the annotation of a GenBank genome assembly
AUGGAACAACACAGCAGACGUGUGCCAGCUGCUCCCGUUUCACUUCUGGGGCAGAGGGUUCUGUGUCUGCGAAACACAGAGCGAGAAAACACUCACUCAACUUCUCUUUGCUUCUCUCUGAUCCCUUUGAACCUCCAUUGCCAUUCAUCUUCUCUUGCACCUCUUUUGUUUUUUUCUUCCUCUCAGAAUGGCACACAUGCAACUUCUCAUAGAUCUCUUCUUCUGGUAUCUCUCUACCCUGUCAAUUACCUUUAUUGGAUCCACUACUCUAUUGGGUUACUGCAGAAUAGCUUUGAUUCACGGGAGUUGAUGGAGUGGAGCAGUAAGGGUGAUCAAAAUUGGUCAUGGAAAGGCACGGUCGAUGGUGUAGCUGUAGAUAAUGCACUUAGUGGAAGCUCUAGGCAUGCUAAUGGUCAUGCUAAUAAUGAACCUGGAAUAGCCUAUCAGUCUAUUGGACUUCCCAGAAGUAUAGAUAGCAAUUCAAAUGUGCUUCCUGAUGAUGAUGACUUGGACAAACAUCAACGAGAGUCAUUUUCGUUUACCGGAUUGGAAAAUGUUUCGUAUGGGUCGAGUGCAGAUGAUAUCAAUGAUGGGAUUCCUCGCCUUUCCAGGGCUCUAUCGCAUAAAUCUAAGUCCAAGCAAGCAGCUGUUAAGUUGAGUUACCUUACUCCUGUUUGCUCAUUUUAUUUCUUGUGGGUUGGAUUGGCUUAUGUUGUAUUUGGAAGUGCUUAUAAUCAUUAUGCUGCGAAGAUGCCCCUGGCUGAAUGUUUCUUUGAGCAAGAUCAGGCAGGAUUGCGAUCUUCCAUGUGCAAUUGUAGGAUUGUUGGUCCAGAGCAAGUGAAAAAGACCGUUGUGUUUGUAUGA